GACGUAUUUGGGCGCUGACGCAAUGUCCCAGCGCCUGGCAACACGCAGCGAGUGAUUCAUUGUAAAGUUGGGAGAUGGCUUGGCUAAUUUGUUAUUUCACUAAGAGAUAAACAUGUCCCUUAGCCGGACAGCUGCUAACCUAUAUAUUUUACACUAAUAAUUCGGUUUGUAUCAUACAAUCAUCCAACCAUGAAGUUGCUCCAUAAAGAUAUUGAGAAAGAUAAUGCCGGUCAGGUGACUCUGGUGCCCGAGGAGGCGGAGGAUAUGUGGCAUACCUACAACCUGCUCCAAGUGGGGGACAGCUUAAGAGCCUCGACUAUCAGAAAGGUGCAGACCGAGUCCCCUACAGGAAGCGUGGGCAGCUCGAGAGUCCGAACUACUCUGACGUUGUGUGUGGAGACUAUCGACUUCGACACCCAGGCCUGCCAGCUGAGAGUAAAGGGAACUAACAUAGAGGAGAACCAAUAUGUCAAGAUGGGGGCUUAUCACACUAUUGAGCUUGAGCUCAACAGGAAGUUCACUCUGGCUAAAAAGAACUGGGACAGCGUCGUGCUGGAUAGAAUUGAUCAGGCAUGUGACCCGACCCAGAGGGCAGAUGUGGCUGCUGUGGUAAUGCAGGAAGGCCUGGCCAACCUGGUGCUCGUGACACCUGCCAUGACGCUGCUUCGUGCAAAAGUGGAAGUCACCAUUCCCCGUAAGAGAAAAGGAAGCUGCACACAGCACGACAAGGGACUGGAGAAGUUUUAUGAAGCUGUGAUGCAAGCCAUUCUCCGUCACAUCAAUUUUGAUGUUGUGAAGUGCAUCCUGGUGGCCAGCCCAGGCUAUGUGAAGGACCAGUUUACGACCUACCUCUUUAAUGAGGCGGUACGGCAGGACAACAAGAUCCUGCAGGAGAAUCGGCCCAAAUUCAUGCUGGUCCACUCAUCGUCAGGUCAUAAGUACUCACUCAAAGAAGUCCUUUCUGACCCCACUGUGACAAAUAGGCUGUCUGAUACGAAGGCAGCCGGAGAGGUGAAAGCCCUGGAGGACUUCUAUAAAAUGCUGCAGCAUGAGCCUGACCGAGCCUUCUACGGCCUCGCUCAUGUGGAGAAAGCUGCUGAGGCCCUCGCUGUGGACACCUUGUUGGUAAGCGACAAGUUGUUCAGACAUCAGGAUAUCCCCACCAGGAGUCGCUACGUUCGCUUGGUGGACAAUGUGAGAGACAAUGGUGGCACUGUCAGAAUAUUCUCAAGCCUUCACGUUUCGGGUGAACAACUGACUCAGCUGAGUGGGGUGGCUGCCAUAUUGCGGUUUCCCAUCGCCGACCUUUCAGACGCCGAGGACAACAGUAGCUCAGAUGAAGACUGAUCCACACAAACACCCCAGACUUCUCCCGAUACCCGCCCUCAGUUUUGCAGAUAAACAUGGGAAUGUUCAAUGUGUUAUGAAACAACGAGUCGUGAGAAAUUCCACCCCUGUAACAGCCACAUCUUUUACAAAUCAAAUGAACAUGCCUGAUUUUCUAAAGUGGCCAUAAAUUCACUUAAUUUUGAUGCAGUUUUGAUGGUUUUUAAGCUAAAGACAGAAAAUCCUCAAUUCACAAGAAGGGCAGUAAGAUGAAUCUAACAUUUUUUUUUUUUUUUGCCAAGUCACAAAAACCCAUUCAUUUUAAAUGAUAGCAAUAGCAAAAUCAGUGACUUCUUGAGUCAAGUGUACAUACAAUAUAUCUUUCUUGCAAUUAAACAGCAGAAGCAUGCAACUA
Molecule: messenger RNA, 1741 nt
Organism: Haplochromis burtoni (Burton's mouthbrooder)
Lineage: Eukaryota; Metazoa; Chordata; Actinopteri; Cichliformes; Cichlidae
Gene: pelo
Product: pelota mRNA surveillance and ribosome rescue factor
Exons: 13
Coding region: 190-1347 (385 amino acids)
Biological process (GO): nuclear-transcribed mRNA catabolic process, no-go decay; RNA surveillance; nonfunctional rRNA decay
Cellular component (GO): cytoplasm
Source: RefSeq, a predicted model, not a curated record